UGUUUCAAAUGGCAAUGCCUUUUCAGUAAAUAAAAACAAGAAAUUACAUUCCACCUGUUAGUUUUUCUUUAAACAAAUUUAAUUUUUCUUAAGUAAUUUUAUAUGUGAAACUAGCAUUAAAAAUGUCCGACCAAGAACUUGACUACGACGAACACCAUUCCAAUGAAUCUAAAAACUUACAACUCACCAACCAAGCAACAAAUCACUGGGAGCGCAUCAUGAGCGUUCUAGCCACUCAAUUAAUGUCAUUUCGUCGAACAAUCCUUUGGAAUCGUCGUCAAACUAUUCAACGAAUUCGUAAUCGUCAAAGAAUACACAGAAAUCAAUAUUUACAUCAAAUGAUGAGCAUUCAAAAUGAAUUUCUAAUGCAAUUACCAAUUACUGCCACAAAUUCUUUCAUUCAUGAAUCCGAUUCACGUUUCUGGGAAGGUGUUGUUCCAAAUUACACUGACGAACAAUGGCUUCAAACAUUCCGCAUGUCUCGCAAGACUUUUCAAUGGAUUUGUGAUCGAUUGGACGAAACAAUGCGUCCAAAUGGAGCUUCUGUUCCUUUGAAGAAUUUAAUUAAUCUUCAGAAAAGAGUUGCUCUUUCAGUAUACACUUUAGCUACUGGAGAUGAUUAUCGAGUUGUUGCCGAAAUCUUUGGUGUUUCACGAACUUCUGUAUGCAAAUUUAUGAAACGAUUUGCCGAUUCUAUUAUCGAAGAAAUGAGCUCGUUUUUGUUGGUCAUGCCUCAGGACGAAAACGAGUACGAUGUGAUUAGACAGACAUUCCAAGCGGCUUCGUCGUUGCCAAAUGUUGUAGGUUGUUUGGGAUUCUGUUUGAUUCCGAUAAAUGCUUCGGCAAACAAUGCCGAGAUGUAUGCAAAACCUAAUGGCGGGACAUCACUCACAAUGCAGGCGUUGAUAGAUGACAAACUUUUAUUUAGGAAAGUCAGUAUGGUUCCUAAUGCCCCAACUAUGUUUAUGGAUUCACCACAGGAACUCAUUAUGACAAAAUCCCAACCAGUUGGUGACCGCCUCGUUCCCAGUUUUGUCAUAUCUCCCAACCAAUACUACCCUCUCAACUCCUGGCUCAUGCAGAAGUACCCCAAUCCACAAACCCCUCAACAACACGCCUUCAAUGAAGCCGUCGACAAUGUAUUAGAUUUUAAGGAAAAUGCCUACAUGCGCCUUUUCGCCCGCUGGCGAAUCCUCCAACGCAAGCAUGAUUUGGAAGCACGCACAAUCGAAGCCAUUGCAACAGCUUGCUGCGCUUUGCACAACCUUUUGGAAGAAAACGAAGACGGAUACCGUGAAGAAUGGGGCGACUCAGUCGACACUUCCAAAUGCAACCCCACCUUCGACACUGAGAGAAGGAAAGACUCCAAACAAGCCUUAAAGACAAGAGACUAUCUAACUCAAACAAUUUACAAUUCUAGCGAAUCUCAAACUUAGAAAAUAAAAAAUUACAAAA
Molecule: messenger RNA, 1455 nt
Organism: Episyrphus balteatus (marmalade hoverfly)
Lineage: Eukaryota; Metazoa; Arthropoda; Insecta; Diptera; Syrphidae
Exons: 4
Coding region: 123-1436 (437 amino acids)
Source: RefSeq, a predicted model, not a curated record